UCGUUGGAGGGCAGGACACCCACCCGUAACCCUAGCGCAAUUUACCCACCCACGCCCAGUGGGCAGACUGGACAGACGGGUACAGACCGGGGUGUCGGCGACCCUCGUCGGCGAGUCCCACCAGUCAAGCCCUCUCCAACCGUCUCCCCCUCGAUUCGUCUGGUCUGGUGGAAUUUGGGCCAUGGGAGUCCAUCCCGGGCGUGGGAGUGUGGUCAUAGUGUGUGUGUGUCUAGGUAUGUGUGUGUGCCGCAGCGCUCCGUAAUGUAAAGUGAGUAAAGUAGGUGGUAGUGAGUACGGGGUACCCAGGCACCUUGGGCAGAUGCUUGGUUGGGCGAACGAGCCUUUUCUACCCUCGUCUGUCCGCGCCGCUUUCUCUCGAGUCGUUUCCCUCACCUCCCCUCAACCCUCCAGGUCGCUCGCAGCAAGUCCGCCGCACGCCGCACUUCAGCGCAAUCUUUGCACUUGGUCGCGCAUUCGAAAAGCUCAAAUUUGGAGUCUUGGACGACAGUCAUUGAUCGAGGAACGACGAGAAGUUGUGCAUCUGCCAACCUCACAUCCGACCCCUGCGACCCCGCCGAGUACCGUGUAGCCCGAGUUGAGUCGCGGGUCACCCUGUUUCGGAGGCCGAGAAAGAGAGAAAGAUACAGCCGUCUUCCGAGUCCGAAUAAGAAAGCAGAGGAGAGACACUCCCACGAAGUACUGCGCCAGCCCGAUAUUCAGUGGACAAGAGUUUUCUUUUCUUAUUUUUGCUCCGUGUGAAGUAAGAAAAUUUAAAAACGAAGCGGAAAACUCGGAAGGACAUUGUCGAAACUGAUCGCGUGGUAAAAGCGUAUUGGAGAGACACUCGCACAAACGGGCAGACGAGAGAAAGAUCGAAAAGUCGCACGGACAGAGCAGAAAGGAGCUGUGUAAGAAAAGAGAAAAGGGAAGGCAAGGAAAGCAAAGCAAAGCAAACCAACGCCAAACACCGAGGCCGACGACGUCGAACAAGAAGACUUGGGAGGAUAAAGAACAUUCUCAAGAAGGAACGAACGACUUUUACCCGUCGAUCUUUCCGCCUGCCGCACCAUUUCUCAGCCCGUCGCUUUCCUUUUCAGAGAAAGCCCAACGGUCCACGGCAAGCACCACCACCACCACCACCACCACCACCAACCGCACCUCCCCCACGACUCAAGUAAGGAACGCAAUCCGAAGGGAAAGUGCGACCCAGUCAUCAUCGCCCCUCCUUCCUUCCCGUUCGCACUGGCAUCAGCGUGGUCCCGGUGACCUACCAGUCCCAAUCAAUCAAUUUCCCCCCCUCUCUCCUUCCCUCCGUCGAAGGGAAGAAAAAAAAGGGAAAAAAAAAAAAGAAAACAAACCAUCGUUGGAAGGAACAACACUCUCAACUCAAACCCAACCUACCUAGCAAACACCUUUCCUCCUUCACCUCUUGGAGAGAAUCCCGCCUGGUAUACGCACAAGAACAGCAACUGCAACACUCAUACUUGCACCACUUACUUUGCACCUUCAACGGACAUCGACAUUUAGGUCUCCUCUUGUCGCAGUGUCGCUUAUAGUUGCACACUGAUCCACGUAAUCCACGCCCACCCCCUACCUACCAAGACCCCCUGGUUUGCGCCCAAUCACGCCUUGCCUUCCUUACUUUGCCUUGCCUUGCCUGGCGGAAGGAGCAUUUCCCACCCAAUUAUCCCUAUCUUCCCUCUCUCGACCUGACCUGCCUGCACCUGCACCUGCCUUACAUCAGUCAGUAGUCAGUCCGUUACUCACUCAGUACCUGACCACUUCGUACUUUCCCGUGUGGUGCAACAGGGCCCCCGUCACCACUCCCACUUCAACUUCCUUUUCGCAACAGCAUCGCACUUUAUUCUCGCCAGAAUCUGCAGCUGUCCUCUCCUCCCCAAAGUGAGGGAGCGUCACACAAGAUGAAGGUUCGUCAUCCUUCACCCUCCUGCCUCCUGGCACCUGCUGUCGUGCAAUCCUCUCUCUCUCUCUGCCUCUUGCAUCGCAUUUUCAUCUUCUUUCCCCCUCUUCCCACCCCUAUCAACAGUUUCUCUCCCUCUUUCCAGAAACCCAGUCGUGUGCGGGCGCAUGUCACCACCACCACUACCAACACCAAACAACACUUUUGUGUUCUUGCGAUUCCUUCUCACAACUUCACAUCCUCUCCAAAAAGAAAUUGGUGCACAAUCUUACAUGCGCUCCGUUUCUGCCUCUCAGUACCUCUGCCCUCAGCCCUUUUGCGACAUUUUGCGCUCCCUUUCUCCCACUUUCCGCCGUAUAUGAACAACCCCGCAUGCGCCCAUGCUCAUACCCACGAUGAAUCGCGAAUCAAUGUCCAGAAAUCGGUUUUCCGAUCACUUACUGACAGUCCCUCACCUUAUGCAGGCCCUCCGUCGGUCCAUCAAGGGCGAAAAGGACAAUGCCAAAGUCAACAUUGCCCCCAAGUCUGCCGUUGCUAUUGUCCCCCCAAAGAAGGUUAUCCGAGCCCUAUACGAUUAUGAAGCCCAGUCCAACCAAGAGCUGAGCUUUUCGCGCGGUGACUUCUUCCACGUCAUCGGCAGAGAGAACGACCCCGACUGGUACGAAGCCUGCAACCCAGCACUGCCCGACGCCCGCGGCCUCGUACCUGUAGCCUUUUUCCAAGCAUUAGGCCGAACCGAAAGAGAUAGUGGCCAGUCCGACGGUGCUAUGCCCCGACCACCGACCAUGUCUCCUACAAUUUCAAAGAACCCCGAUCACGAUUCUGGCUAUGCCGAGGCUGCGCCGCCCCCCGGCGCAAUGCAAUCACCACCCGCAACUCAGCCGACGCAGCGUAUGUCCAGGUCCGGCAGCAGAUCCGGCGCGAUGGUCUAUGGUAUCGUCAUGUACGACUUUGUUGCAGAGCGCGCCGACGAGCUGGAGGCUAAGGCUGGUGAGGCCAUCAUCGUCAUUGCUCAAUCAAACCCCGAGUGGUUUGUCGCCAAGCCUAUCGGCAGAUUGGGAGGACCCGGCUUGAUACCCGUAUCUUUUGUCGAAAUACGCGAUAUGGCGACUGACACAGCUGUCGGAGACGCUUCCGGGGCAAUCAAGAAGGCCGGCAUCCCUAAGGUCGAAGAAUGGAAGAAGAUGGCGGCCGACUACAAGAAUAGCAGCAUCACACUGGGCAAGUUCGACAACGGUGCACCGCAACAGGGCUCCAUCGAGCAAGGAAUGGAACGCAUGAGUCUUCAACAAGGCGGGCGCACCAGUUCACAGAACGGUGCCAACUAUCAACAGCAGCAGCAACAACAAGCUGGCUACCAGCAAUCACGCAACUCUCAGCAAGCUGCCCAACCCAGUCCCUACGCCAAACCAGCGUCGCAGCUUUACGCCCCCAUCUCAGCCCGCAUCCCGAGGUAUUGUUUUGCGGAAGACAAGUACUGGUUCGUUAUCGAAGCAGUGCUGGAGGACGGCCGUCACUGGGAACUGUCCAGAUACUACGAAGACUUCUACGACUUCCAGAUUGCCUUGCUCACCGAAUUCCCGGCCGAGGCAGGAAACACCGGCACGCAAAAGCGUACACUUCCAUACAUGCCUGGUCCGGUAAACUAUGUGACAGAUCAAAUCACGGAAGGCCGGCUACACAACCUAGAUGCCUACGUUAAGAAUCUCCUUGCACAGCCUGCCUACAUUGCAAGGUGUACCCUCGUCAAGCAAUUCUUCGCCCCCAGAGAAGGCGACUACGAGAUGGACCCCAAUGCGCCGAGCGACGAAUAUCGACUAUCGGGCGGCUCGCAGCCUUCAUCGAACGAAUCACCAGCAGAUGCAGCUUCACGACAAUCCUCCAAGAAUAAUCUAAACGGCAAUGGUUACGGUGCUCAGCAACGAGCGAUGGGCCAACCCGGAAUGAACCGGCAGCCAUCGUCUCUGUCGCAGUCACAGCCUUCUCCUGCCAUCGGUCAGGGUCAAGUUCAAGCCAUGAAGAUCAAGCUCUACUUCAACGGCGAUCUCAUUGCGAUUCGGGUUGCAACAGACAUUUCCUUCCAGCAGCUGUACGACAAGAUUGUGGACAGGCUCAAGAUCCCAGUAGGCGAGGAAAUCCAGCUCUUCUACAAGGACGAACCCACCGGCGACAAGCCCAACCUCAUGAGCGACAACGACUUGGACUACGCCUUGCAAAGGAACGAGAAGCUCCUCCUCUACGUCGAACAGGUCUAAGGCUCGACAAGGUGCUACUCGGCUCGGACUUUUUCCUAGAUGGUUUUCACGACUACUUGAGAGACAAAAGCAUACCCCCCACCCGCCAUUGCAUUCUCACUUCAUGAUUCCCAGCGCACGCGACGCGUUGCUAUCUACUGUCUUAUUACACAGGCGAUAGCUGAUUUUCACUUCUAUAUUGUUUUCUCUUAGUAGCUGGACUCGAUAUACGACCAUGAUGCGCCAGUGGAUCGACUCUCCUUCGCGCAAGCGGCUACGCUCCCUUUUUUCUUACACUUCUUUGGCCCUCGAGAGGGUCCCCACUUACGAUUUUCUUUUUGAUGGUAUUGACGUUGAUGAUGGGGAAAAAGAAGUAUUGAUACAGCCCUCGAGGGUUUAUAUCUGUCCAAGAGUUUCUCAAAAAGACGCAAGACGGAUUUGUUUCCACCACGAGGACCACGGAGAGAGGACAUUGGCGGGCGUUUAUUGGUUAGACGGCUGACUUGAGCUGUCACAAUUCUUUUUAUUUUAGCACGAAACCCUUUCUCAACUGGAUUUCCCCUCGGUGGCCUGGUCCUCAGUACUCGGGCAAAGUGCACGGGAAGGAAGACCGGUUCUGGGGUUUCCUCUGACGAUGAGCGAACGAACGUGAAGACGAAUGAGGAUGAGGUUCGGACAGAUGGGCAAGGGACGGACCCUAUACCCGUAUUUUAGCCAGAGAUGAAUCAAGACGAGCCUGUUCAAUGAGCCCUACCUAGUCUUCAAAUGCGUGUGGACGUCAACCAUAUACACAAGCCAUAGACGUGUAUCUAAACAACCUGCUGUCCGCGCCACGCCCCACUGAUGAAUAUAUAUCAGAAC
Messenger RNA from Colletotrichum scovillei, 5016 nucleotides. Its product is annotated as SH3 domain-containing protein. The coding region runs from base 2302 to 4176 and encodes 624 amino acids. Gene Ontology annotation, biological process: conjugation with cellular fusion. The transcript has 3 exons. Gene Ontology annotation, cellular component: mating projection tip. Lineage: Eukaryota; Fungi; Ascomycota; Sordariomycetes; Glomerellales; Glomerellaceae. Gene Ontology annotation, molecular function: protein binding; phosphatidylinositol binding. The record is from RefSeq and is a predicted model, not a curated record.